Molecule: messenger RNA, 2480 nt
Organism: Sphaeroforma arctica JP610
Lineage: Eukaryota; Ichthyosporea; Ichthyophonida
Exons: 15
Coding region: 45-2480 (811 amino acids)
Biological process (GO): phospholipid translocation
Cellular component (GO): plasma membrane
Molecular function (GO): ATP binding; ATP hydrolysis activity; magnesium ion binding
Source: RefSeq, a predicted model, not a curated record
GCUACGCCAAUAUAUACUUUCUGAUCAUUGCGGUGCUCAAUUGGAUGCCGUUCAUCUCCGUCUUCCGGCGGGAGAUCACAUUCCUCCCACUGACUUUUGUGCUGACGGUUACGGCUGUGAAAGACGCCUACGAAGACUUCAGACGAUACCGCAUGGACAAGGAGGUGAACAACGCACGCGCGUGCGUGUACCGUGAUGGAGAGCAGGUAGAGGUGUUCUGGAAGGACCUGAAGGUGGGGCAAGUAGUGCACCUAGAGGAAGAUGAGAUGAUCCCCGCGGAUAUCCUGCUGCUGCAAUGCAGUGAUCCCUCGGGCAAUGCCUACAUUGAAACCGCCAACCUGGACGGAGAGACGAACCUGAAACAGCGAAUGAUUGUCAAAUGUCCCACUCUCGCGGGCGUCAACAACCCCAACGAGUUGGUGGGAGAGGUCAUCUGUGACAAGCCUCACAUCAGCAUAUACGACUACAACGGACAGUUCAGAGCCACCGAUGACCAUCUGAAGGUUCCCAUUGACGGCAAGAAUUUGAUGCUGAGAGGGUGCAACCUGCGUAACACCGACUGGGCGCUUGGCGUGGUAGUGUACACUGGACCCGAGACCAAAGCCAUGCUCAACAACACCGGGCCGAGGUUCAAGCGCUCCAAGAUCGAGCGCGACAUGAACGGGGAGAUUGUGUGGCUGGCUAUCAUUCUGGUGGUCAUGUGCACCUCCUGCGCCAUCGCCGGAGGGCUGUGGAUGGACGCCCUGCCGUACAAGGAGACGAUGUUCAUUCCCUUCAAAGACGGUGAUCCCGAGCCAUUGCUAUACACGUUCUUGGCGUUCUGGUCCAAUAUCAUUCUGUUCAACGUCAUGGUGCCCAUUUCACUGUACGUUACUUUGGAGCUCAUCAAGCUGGGGCAGGUGUACUUUAUGUCCAACGAUCCCCAAAUGAAAGACCCACGUUCGGGCAAGAACAUGCAGUGUCGUGCGCUCAACAUCAAUGAGGACCUGGGCCAAAUCGAGUACAUUUUCUCGGACAAAACAGGAACACUCACAGAGAAUCAGAUGGUGUUUAAGAAGUGCUCCAUCGGAUGUACGGACUACGGCUAUGUCGAUUCAGAGGCGAAGAUUUCCGAAGCCGCCGAUGACAACCCCACCGGAAUUGUCCUGAAGGACCCCAAUCUCGUGCUGAAGCUGUCGUCCUGUGCAACGGAUUCGGACCUGUACCAGUUCUUCUUGUGUCUGGCAAUAUGCAAUACCGUGGUGCCCAGGCCUGGAAAGGACGGAAGUGUUCGGUACGAUUCCGAAUCGCCCGAUGAGGCUGCGCUUGUGGACGCGGCAAAGGCGUACGGCUUCGAGCUGGUCACACGCACACAAACAUCCGUUACCAUCAGGGCCCUGGGGGUAAUCAGGACAUUUAAGAUCAUGAAUGUACUGGAGUUCACUAGUACCCGGAAAUGUAUGUCCAUCAUCAUUGAGAACCCGGACCAGAGCAUCACCAUGUACUCCAAGGGAGCGGACAGUCGCAUCUACGAACUGCUUGACCAACAAAACAACGCCUCACUCAUGGCCAGUACCAACGUUCAUCUGACCCAAUUCUCCAGCGGGGGACUGCGCACACUGUGCCUGGCCAAGAAGGACUUGGACUUGUCAUGGUACCACAAGUGGCAGAAGAAGUGGGGCCAGGCGGGAUGUGCCUUGCACGACCGCCAAGUGCGACUGGACAAACUGUCCACUAAGGUGGAGCGAGGGCUGACCCUGCUCGGUGCUACAGGUAUCGAGGACAAAUUACAGGCAGGUGUCCCUGAAGCCAUCCGCACACUGCGCGAGGCGGGUAUCCAUGUGUGGGUAUUGACCGGAGACAAACAGGAGACUGCCCUGGAGAUAGCGUACUCCAGUAAGCUUAUCGACGAGGAUAUGGGCCAGUACGUCAUUAACGGCGAGAGCAUGAACGAAGUUCGGCACCUCCUGCGCCAAACCGUCGAGACCAUAACCCGCUCUGACACCCGUGAAACCAUGGAGAAGCAACAGAAGAAGCCCAAGGGCAUGACACGACAAGUCUCCCUAGACACCGUCGAAUUCGACGCGUCUCCCGAGAGCUUUACGCGCAAGACCCAGCACGCCAUGGUCAUCGACGGCAAGAGCCUGUCGUAUGCGCUGGAUGAGACUUGUCAGGAGCUGUUUGUAACGGCCGCGUGUCUGUGUGAUGUGGUGCUGUGUGCGCGCACGGCGCCGUUGCAGAAGGCGCGGGUGGUGACUAGCGUCAACCAGUACAAGGACAUCAUGUCUCUGGCGAUAGGGGAUGGGGCGAAUGAUGUGAGCAUGAUUCAGUGUGCCGAUGUGGGGGUGGGUGUACAGGGCAAUGAGGGUAUGCAGGCGGUUAUGGCGUCGGACUUUGCCAUUGGCCGCUUCCGCUUCUUGCCCAGGCUGUUGCUGGUCCAUGGGCACUGGAAUUAUCAUCGCAUCGCCAAUACAGUUCUGUACUUCUUCUUCAAGGUGUGA